Paramecium sonneborni is the source of this 1487-nucleotide messenger RNA. The record is from the annotation of a GenBank genome assembly. NCBI's taxonomy places the organism in Eukaryota, Ciliophora, Oligohymenophorea, Peniculida, Parameciidae.
AUGUAAAAUCAAAAUUAUUUUAAAAAAGUAAGCAAGCCAAAAAAAAACAAAGUAGAAAAUGCAUUAAUUAGUUAUGAAGAGCAGCCUUCAAUAAAUAAAACGAGAAGUUUGUCUGUGUAAAAUUUUAUUUCAUUAAUAGCAAUUCAAGAUCUAACUAUUUUUAAAAUGAAGUAGAAAGCAAAACUAUUUAAAUAAUAAAUGAGAUUUCCAUUAUUAAACAACAAACAAACAAACAAAAUAAUUAUAUUUUCCAAAAUUUGCAAUAAAAAUAAAAUAUUUUAUUAAAUCAAGAGUCAUAAAGUAUUAUUAUGUAAUAAUCAUAAGUAAUAAAAUCAAAUUUAAUGGAAUUCUAAGAAGUUUGUAAAUCAAAAGAGAUGCAGACUAUCCUUUUUUAGGGUAAUAAAUUGUAUAAUCAUCUAUUAUUAUUUAAUCAUUCAUAAUUCUAUUAUAACUCAGAGAGUUUGAAAUAUGAAAAAUUAGAUAAAGCUUCAUCAAAUAAAUUUCAACUAACUGGCAAGCUUUACGAUGUAAAAUUUGAUCAAAAUAAAAAUCCAAAAUAUCUAAUCUAGGAAGGCACAUUUGAAAUCUUUUUGGAUAAGAAUUUAUUUAUUUUAAAUGGUUAAGGUGUCGAAUAUUGUGGAAAAUCAAAUAAUGAAAAAUAUAGAGGUGAAUUUGUAAAUGGAAAAUAUAAAUAAAAUUAAGAAAAUAAAACAAAUUUUAUAAGAUCAUAAAGUGCUCCUAUUAAAAAAAUUUUGAUAUAUGAUUUUUAAACUGGCACUUUGCUGAAUAAAGAUUAAGAAAAUAAACAAUAAAAUUAUGAUCAAAAAUAUAUUAGAAUUUGGUGUAAAUAUAAUGAAUAGAUUUCAAUGUAAGAUAUUAUAAUCUUAUAACAGAAUGGAAGAUUAACAAGUAGCAUUAUAGAUUGUUAUGUUUAUCAUUUAAAUUUAUUAAGUGAAGAGAAGUAUUUUAAAAAAGAUAGGAAUAAACAAAAAACAAUAGAUAAAAUUUUAUUUUUGACGUCUGCAUUUACAACAAAUUUUGGAGAUAAUUACACAUUCGAAAAAGCGAAGUAAUUAUUCGAAAUAGAAUUACUUUAAUUUUAAGAAAUGAAUUUUGAAUUAAAAAAAAUUUAUUCAUGGGUAGGUUUUCCAAUUAAUAAGUGCAAUUACCAUUGGUAUUUUGUUCUUUUUGAUUUAAAGUCUGGUAAAUGCUUGAUAUUUGACUCUCUUAAAAAUUCAAUAAGUAAUAUUAACAGAAAUGAAAAACUGUUAUCAACUCUAUCAUAAUUACUAUAGAUCUAAUUAUUGUAAAUUGAAUUGAGUUAGUAUUCGGGUUAAUAAGUGGAUAGCUAUUCAUGUGGAUAUCAUAUCUGUGAAUUCAUGAAAUACAGACAAGAAAUUUAAUUUGAAGACAAUAAGGAGUACUAGUAUAAUUAAAAACAAAUUGCAAAUAUUUUAGAGCAAGUUAUUACAAAUAAAGAGCUCUGA